AUGUGCAGCCGUGACUCCUAUCGCGUGUUCGGAUAUUUUCUCGGUUUCCUGUGGAUGAUCAGUGCCGUUUACUACACCGCCGAGACAAUCGAACUACUGAAACUAAUGAAACUCCAGUGUGGUGCUCGGAAGGGUAGCACAAAAGCUGCUGAACCGCAGGACACUGGCCUCGCUCGGUUGCAGUUCGACGACGAAAUGAUUGGUAAAGUUUGUGAAUUCUACACCCACCUGGAUGUGUUCUUGCCAUAUCACAUCAUCACGACCAUUAUCAAGAUGACGCCCGGUGCUCUGUUGGUGGUUGGAAUCUUUAAGAGCAACAUCACGUUAGUACAGGUCUUUGCAGUGUACGGAAUUCUCGAGGAGUCUUUCUUCGUCAUCGUUUUCUCUAAGAUAUUCGCCGUCAUCCAAACCUUUGACAAGAACGUGUGGAUCUACUGGAUAAUUGUGAUAUUCUGCCUGAAGCUGUUUUUCUCCAUUUGGAUACUACUUGGGGUGUACGCGGCACUUCAACCACCCUCGAGGCAACGGACAGCACGAGUCUAG
Messenger RNA from Anopheles nili, 543 nucleotides. RefSeq lists its product as uncharacterized. The record is from RefSeq and is a predicted model, not a curated record. The transcript has 3 exons. NCBI's taxonomy places the organism in Eukaryota, Metazoa, Arthropoda, Insecta, Diptera, Culicidae. Bases 1 to 543 code for a protein of 180 amino acids.